AUGGAACUGACAAGAAGAUCGGGAGGCAGGAGGGCUGCACAUGCAGGAACAUGGUAUGAUGCAGACUGUACAAGCUUGAAAAGUCAACUCCAUUGCUGGUUGGAUAGCUCCUCCAAGAUUUGUGAUGGACGCAUAAAAGCCCUCAUCUGCCCUCACGCGGGUCUCCGUUUUUCUGGAUAUACUGCUGCCUGCGCCUGGAAACAAGUGGAUCCCUCUAACAUUAAGCGGAUCUUUUUGCUUGGACCUUCCCACUAUAAGUACUUCAUAGGCGUGGCACUUCCCCCAAAACAUUGCGAGGAGUAUCUGACGCCUCUUGGCGGUUUGUCUCUUGACACAGAGGUCCUGGAAGCGUUCCGUUCAAACGGGACUUUUUGUGAGUUGUCUCCCGCGGAAGACGAAGAGGAGCACAGCUUGGAACUCAUGCUGCCGUUCAUCAGACAUAUUUUCCCGGAGGGCAUCAAGAUAAUCCCAAUGAUUGUGGGGGAAUUAAGGCAACAAGAAGAAUGUCAAAAGUUUGCUGAUGUACUUAUCGAUUACUUCUUGCAUGACCUUCUGGACACAGCUGCAGCCAGGAACGACAAAGGCUUUUCCACAAAGCUAAUUGCGUAUUCCCAGGUAGGAUUCGAUGCCUUAGGGUGCUGGUUAUGCGCUUUACGAUUCAAGGUUUGCCAGUCUUUAUCUGCAUCCGAUUCACCGCAUGCCGAGGCGAUGCUUGUAUUGAAAGAGGUAGCGUAUAUUCUCCAGAGCGAUAGGGGUUCAUGCGUGACACUCUUUAUUUCAACGAUGGCAGGCCAAUUGUUACACAGUGAAGCCUAA
Cyclospora cayetanensis is the source of this 816-nucleotide messenger RNA. Its product is annotated as protein MEMO1. Bases 1 to 816 code for a protein of 271 amino acids. The transcript is spliced from 8 exons. The record is from RefSeq and is a predicted model, not a curated record. Lineage: Eukaryota; Apicomplexa; Conoidasida; Eucoccidiorida; Eimeriidae.